Molecule: messenger RNA, 354 nt
Organism: Achroia grisella
Lineage: Eukaryota; Metazoa; Arthropoda; Insecta; Lepidoptera; Pyralidae
Gene: CPH43
Exons: 2
Coding region: 130-354 (74 amino acids)
Source: RefSeq, a predicted model, not a curated record
CUGCUUACAUUCAGUGCCGAAAGAAUAUUCUAGAACUGCAUGGAAUAUGUAUAAAUAGAGAACUGUUUAAUACUGUAAUCAGUACACAGUACAUAUUGCCACACGGAACUCUGAUACAGUAAUCCAAAAAUGGGCCUAGUUUCUGCAAUUGUAGUGAAUGUUGUUGGUGGUGCCGUGAUCUACGGCACUGGAGGUUUGGGUCUCGGGCUGGUAGCUCCGAUGCUGGGUUUUGGAAGCGCAGGAAUAGCUGCUGGCAGCACCGCAGCUGCGGCACAGGCAUACUACGGCAACUUGGUUGCCGGCAGCAUCAUUUCUAAGCUGACAGCCGCCGCCAUGGUGGCUCCCACUCCGUAA